Messenger RNA from Suillus subaureus, 858 nucleotides. RefSeq lists its product as uncharacterized. The record is from RefSeq and is a predicted model, not a curated record. NCBI's taxonomy places the organism in Eukaryota, Fungi, Basidiomycota, Agaricomycetes, Boletales, Suillaceae. Bases 71 to 685 code for a protein of 204 amino acids. The transcript is spliced from 3 exons.
CGGCGCGCGCGAUGCACACGCACGUGACCUUCUCAAACCUCGAUCUCUCUCCAAGACCACCUCGACCGCGAUGGAAAGCCUUCAAGCACGCAUCGACUCCUUUCUUAAAUCCAAGCGCGUAAAGAAGAGUUCAAAAUCCAACUCUACCUCCGCAACCGUGAAAUGGCCUCAUCCUUCCUCCUUCAACGCUAACCCGCACACCCUUGCCGAAGCAGGUUUCUACUGGGUACCAAGCUGGGAAGACAGGGAUAGCGUGGCUUGCUUUCUGUGUCACAAAGAGCUGAGCGACUGGGAUGAGGAGGAUAAUCCUUUCCUGAUUCAUUGGCAGAAGUGUGGCAGUACCUGUGCAUGGGCAAUAGUCCGGUGCGGACUCAGUGAGGAUAUUACAGAGGAUGGGAGCUUUGUUUUCUUGAACAAGAAACGCUUACCAACGAGCAAGGCGAUGGAGAAGGCACGUCUUCAGACAUUCGGCGAAAACUUGUGGCCUCAUGACGAGCAAGAUAACCACGGCGCUAGCUCAAAGAAGAUGGCUCAGGGAGGGUUCGUGUAUACCCCUCAAACAAAGGGUGAUGAUACUGUGACCUGCUUGUAUUGCAACCUCUCACUGGGUGGCUGGGACACUGACGAUGAUCCAAUGUGGGUACAUGAAGUUCUCCCCUUGAGACGUAAGGUGACCCAUCCAUGACAGAGGGGAACAUAAGACACGUGACACCAAAUCCGGUACUCGAUGCCCGUUUUUCAGCACAUCAGGUAGCAAACCCCGCACUGUUUCACGAGCACGGACGAAGAAAGGGGCAAUUGAUGUUUCACCCGAUCCCAAACCUGAACAGUCCGACUCGGGUGACGAACUCGCGAAGG